AUGGACAUGGUUCAAUCAGCCUCCACAGAAAUCAUGAUUGCUAAGAAAUCCCUCCAGAAAAUACCCAGUGUCCUGGAUAGUCUAGUGGAGGAACCUAAAAAAAGACGUGCUGUCCCAAAUCACCUGCUAGAAUCAAAGAUUUACUCAGAACUUCAUAGGAGCAAGGUUAUACAGGCUGAGCCUGCUCUGUUACACUAUGGAGGGUAUGAAGUUGGAAAACAUCACCAACAGAUGCUGAAGCUGACAAAUAUUUCUGGCGAUGUAACAAACCUUCACAUAAUACCACCUCAGACAAAGUAUUUUCAGAUCAAGUACAACAAAACACACCGGCUUGUCCCUGGCUUGUCAUAUGAUGUUACUGUUGAUUUUUGUCCUGAUGAGUGGCGGUAUUACUAUGACUGCAUCCGAAUUCACUGUGAGGGAGAAGAUACAUUACUUGUUCCUAUUCAUGCUUAUCCUGCUGUGAAUGUUGUAGAAUUUCCAUCAUUUAUAAAUCUGUCUGACGUAUCAGUUGGUAAGAGUAAGGAGUAUGUUAUCCCGUUGCAGUGCAGCUGCCCAAUAGAUUUUGAAUUCCACAUUGAUUUUAUUCAGCCUCACAGAGCCUUCACUGUCCAGCCAACAUUUGGAAUCAUUCCAGGCAAUGGAAAAGUGGAAGUAACUGUGAAAUAUUCCCCUCUUCAGUAUGGAACAGCACAAAUGGCAAUGCAGUUACGGAUUUCACAGUUUCACUCAAAACCCUAUAGAUGUGUAUUCACAGGAACAUCAACACCACAUCUGGGUCUAAUAAAAGAACGUUUUGACAAACAACGAAGUCAUCCAGAAAAAAAAUCUGCAUCUGCAGGAAAAUCUGUUGUAUGGAGAAGAGACCAAUUCAGCCAACAACAAUCAAGGCCUAUUCAAAAAAUAAAGGAAAUUGAAUGCCAGAACCUCAGAUUCCCCACAGACUUGUCAAAUCCAUAUGCUGUAGCUACUGUUUUGAAUCAGGAACCAGGCAAAUUGAAGAUUAAGGACUUGAAAGAAGCCCUUUGCCAAGGCAGUGAAGGAAUAAAAACUAGACAGAUGAAGGAAGCUAUAUUUGAACUAAAAGUCAAACAAAAUAUUCAGGAAGAGGAAGCCAAUCAUCUGAAGUGGCAAGUUCAUAAAGGGGAAGAUCCAAUCUCUGUGGAAAUUAGAAAAGAGAUUAUUGAAAACCGACAGAGGGAAGAAAAGCAAUAUAAGAUUGAAAGAGGAGAUCCUGUCAUAGAACAGGAGUUUCAAAGGAAUGAAGUAGAAGUUUCUUUCAGACGUGUUAUCCGGCCUGUUGACCAGCAUCCAAGUGUCCAUCCCACAUUCGACUUGCUCCAUAAUGACCCUUGGGACAACAGAAACAGAAUGUUGAGGAAAUUCCAACAGGCAGCAUACAAGGUAAUGUGAACAACCAGAAUCCAGUGUGAUAGCAUGAUGUCUUGGAAAUAG
Molecule: messenger RNA, 1455 nt
Organism: Mesitornis unicolor (brown roatelo)
Lineage: Eukaryota; Metazoa; Chordata; Aves; Mesitornithiformes; Mesitornithidae
Gene: CFAP221
Product: cilia and flagella associated protein 221
Exons: 13
Biological process (GO): cilium movement; cilium assembly
Cellular component (GO): cilium
Source: RefSeq, a predicted model, not a curated record